Raphanus sativus (radish) is the source of this 2424-nucleotide messenger RNA. Its product is annotated as pentatricopeptide repeat-containing protein At4g20740. NCBI's taxonomy places the organism in Eukaryota, Viridiplantae, Streptophyta, Magnoliopsida, Brassicales, Brassicaceae. Gene Ontology annotation, molecular function: protein binding. The transcript has a single exon. The record is from RefSeq and is a predicted model, not a curated record. Bases 38 to 2218 code for a protein of 726 amino acids.
AGAAGUGGAAGGAAGAGUAAGCAAAGAAAAAAACGCUAUGAAAUUACCAAAACCUCCAAAUCUCCCCGAGAAACCACUUAAACCCAACUUCUUCCACGGCCACCGUAAACCUUCCCGUAACCGUCCCGUCGUCCACGGCUCUCUCUUCUCCAACCGCCAAUACCUCUCCAGAGACCCGCCCAAAUCACAACCGAACCCCGUCGCCAACCGAACCCCCUUCGAUCUCCGCAAAUGGGACCCGCAAUCCCGCGCCCAACCCUCUCCGCCGCCUCCUCCUUCCGCAACCAUCUCCGCCGCCUCCGAGCGUCUAUCCCCGAUCGCGCGAUUCGUCCUCGACGCCUUCCGCAAGAACCGAAACCACUGGGGCCCCUCCGUCGUCUCGGAGCUGAACAAGCUCCGCCGCGUCACGCCGAGCACCGUCGCCGAGGUUCUGAAAGCGGGGAACGACGCCGCCGUCGCGGCGAAGUUCUUCCACUGGGCCGGGAAGCAGAAAGGGUACAGGCACGACUUCGCGUCGUACAACGCCUUCGCGUAUUGCCUCAACCGAACCGGAAACUUCCGCGCGGCGGAUCAGCUGCCGGAGCUGAUGGAUUCUCAAGGGAGGCCUCCGUCGGAGAAACAGUUCGAGAUCCUGAUCAGGAUGCACGCGGAUAACAGGAGGGGGUUAAGGGUUUAUUACGUGUACGAGAAGAUGAAGAAGUUUGGAUUCAAGCCUAGCGUGUUCUUGUACAAUAGGAUAAUGGAUGCUCUUAUGAAAUGUGGUUACUUUGAUUUAGGUUUAGCUGUUUAUGGUGAUUUUAAAGAGGACGGUUUGGUUGAGGAAAGGACUACUUUCAUGGUCUUGGUUAAAGGAUUGUGUAAAGCUGGUAGGAUGGAGGAGAUGUUAGAGAUUCUGCAGAGGAUGAGGGAGAAUUUGUGUAAGCCUGAUGUGUUUGCUUACACGGCGAUGAUCAAGACGUUGGUUUCCGAAGGGAAUUUGGAUGGGAGUCUACGGGUUUGGGAGGAGAUGAAACGCGACGAGGUGAAACCGGAUGUGAUGGCGUAUGGAACGCUCGUUUUGGGAUUGUGUAAAGACGGUAGAGUUGAGAGAGGGUAUGAGUUUUUUGUGGAGAUGAAGGAGAAGGAGAUUUUGAUUGAUAGGGAUAUCUACAGGGUUUUGAUUGAAGGGUUUGUAGCGGAUGGGAAGGUUAGGUGUGCUUGUGAUCUGUGGGAGGAUCUGGUGGGUUCUGGGUAUAUUGCUGAUCUUGGGAUUUACAAUGCAGUUAUUAAAGGGUUGUGUACUGUGAAUCAGGUUGAUAAAGCGUAUAAGCUCUUCCUAGUUGCACUUGAUGAAGAACUGGAGCCAGAUUUUGAGACUCUGAGUCCUAUUAUGGUUUCAUUUGUGGUGUUGAAGAGACUGAGUGAUUUUUCGGAUUUGCUAGAACGGAUUGGGGAAAUGGGAUACCCUAUAGCAGAUUACCUUUCACAGUUUUUUAAUUUGUUGUGUGCUGACAAAGAAAAGAGAACGAUGGCUUUAGAUGUCUUUGAUGUGCUAAAAACUAAAGGUCAUGUCAGUGUCUUUGUGUACAACAAUCUCAUGGAAGCUCUUUACAAGAUGGGAAAUAUUGAAAAGUCCUUAUCACUUUUAUCUGAAAUGAAGGAUUUUGGGUUUGAACCAGAUUCAUCAUCGUACAGUAUUGCAAUUAGAUGUUCUGUUGAGAAAGGGGAAGUCCAGGAGGCUUGUUUAUAUCAUGAAAAAAUCACCGAGAUGUCGUGUGUUCCUUCCAUAGCUGCUUAUCUGUCUCUUGCUAGAGGGCUCAGUCAAAUUGGAGAAAUUGAUGCUGUGAUGUUAUUAGUUCGUGAAUGCCUGGGAAACGUUGAGAGUGGUCCUAUGGAGUUUAAGUACGCUCUGACUGUCUGUCAUGUAUGCAAAACGAGUAGCGCGGAGAAGGUUAUGGAAGUCCUUGAUGAGAUGAACCAGGAAGGUGUCUGUAUCAGUGAAGUUAUAUACUGCGCGAUUAUCUCUGGUAUGUCUAAGCAUGGAACAAUAAAAGCAGCAAGAGAAGUCUUUGCGGAGCUGAAAAGGCGCAAGGUGAUGACAGAGGCUGAAAUGGUAGUCUAUGAUGAAAUGUUGGUUGAGCAGACAAAGAAGAAAACAGCUGAUUUGGUGCUUUCAGGGAUCAAGUUUUUCGGUCUCGAGUCAAAACUAAGAGCAAAAGGUUGCAGAAUACUUGAUUAACUAACGUUUAAGAGACUGAAAGAGAUCACUCAGCUGCACUUGUGACUAAGAGGAGCUGCUUUUUCCGAACAACUGCAUAAAGUCUUCUGUGCGUUGGUAUUACUUUGAGUUCAAUGUUUCUUGGGUACGCUUUGCCGAGCCCAACCAUGAACGUUUUGGAAAAUUUUCUCAUGAAUCGAUGUCAUGAAAGUGUUGUUUUUUUGGUU